GUACCCAACCUUCGGAUUUGAAGUGCAGCAUCUUGGAAAUGCGAAAACUAGCAGUAGUUCUGUUCUGCGUGAUACUCACCGGAUGUCCCCAUGGAUUUCAGGCUUUUUCGCCGAAAUGUGAGAAGCCAGGGAGUCCUGAAUACGAAUUAGAGGCGUACUGCGAUCAGAAGUGCUACGAUAUCAUUUAUCCAUUCAUGGUCAGCGUGCAAAAGUUGCAGGAUGAACUGAAGUGGCGAAAGAUGUAUCCAGGAUUCGAGAAGUUGGGAUACGGCAUCUUCUACAUCGAGCAGGUAAAAACGGCGACCUGGGAAGAGGCCGUUGCAAUAUGCCACAAAAUGGGGGCACAACUAGGCGAAUACGACGACGGCGUGGAGUUCGAGAUGGUUAAGAAAAACUAUACUCGCAAGGGCACCUAUUGGCAAGCCAUUAGAUACUGGCCACUUCAAACCAGCUUCAAAUCCAACGCCACCGGACUGCCAGCCCGCUACUUAAAUUGGGAUGCUGCCCAACCCAGCACAAUAAAUAGCCAAGUUUGCACUGCCACAAGACUUGGGCAAUCACUAUUCACGGAUGUCUGUGAUGAACAGUAUAACUAUAUUUGUAAGGUCGAUCUGCCCUUAAAAAAGAAGUAAGAGAUUUAAAUGUAUUGAAAUACACAUAUCCGUUUGCUAAGCUCUUGGCAAUUCAAUUAAAA
Messenger RNA from Drosophila yakuba, 694 nucleotides. RefSeq lists its product as uncharacterized. The coding region runs from base 39 to 632 and encodes 197 amino acids. The record is from RefSeq and is a predicted model, not a curated record. Lineage: Eukaryota; Metazoa; Arthropoda; Insecta; Diptera; Drosophilidae. The transcript has a single exon.